AGUGGAACAGGAUUUGAUAUGCGUACUCAUACUCAGGAAGUGUUAUUCACAAAUUCGAAAGUAUUGUACUCAAGUAUAGUUUCUACCGGUGUUUUAACAUGGUCGUGGAGGAUUGAUGUUAGGAAGUUUCCCUAUUGUGAAUACUACCAAGGUUUAGACACGUGAUUUGAUAAUGCCCACAGCCAUGGAGGAGGUGUACAUUGGAAUGCUGGGGCUGACCGACUCCAUCCCGGUCUACGACGCAAACCAGAACCGAAUCAAGAGAGAAAUCGUGAAAAUCUUAAACGCACAAGGGAAUGAACUCGGGCCGUGUUUAAGGGAAUUUCACAUCUUCACAACAUUGGUGGAGUUGGAUUUGAUGGGUAAUAAGUUGGUUGAUGCCGACUUGGAAACGCUGCAUGUUUCUUGUAGUUUGCGCUCGUUGAACUUGUCCAAUAAUGACUUACAUGAGGUGCCGUUGGAUGUGGAAAAUGGUUUGAAGAACUUGACCAAGGUUAUUCUUCAAGGAAACCCAAACCUUAACAUACCCAAGUGCAUCCAGAAUCUUUGUGGACUGAAGAAAUUGAAACAUCUUGACCUGUCACACACGAAAAUCUCGACAAUUCCUGAAGACGUUCGUAAGAUUCAGACCAUUGAGGAGUUGAAUAUUAGCGAUACGACGAUUCUCGAAGGGGAAAUCCCAGCUGGCGUGUUCUCUCUGAAGAACCUGAAGGUUCUUAUCACGAAUGAGGCAUUUGGACGUUAUGAAGGAAACCAACUUGAGGAAUUAUUCGAGGAUCAGAUUCUUGAUAACAUGGCCAUCCAACCGACAGACGAGGGGAAGAUACUCUGGAAGUACAGCCGUGGACACGCUCUUAAGUUGAUGAAAAAAGUCAAGAAGAUGGAGCUGAAGAGACAGUGGCCUGAUGAGGGAAGCAAGGUCCUCGAGCUGUGGUUGAAUUCCAGCAUGCUCGGAGGCCUUGGAGAGAAAGGCGUGGACGAUUUGUUCAAGAACAUGCGGAACAUUCAUGGUUUUCAGCAAAUCACGCUCCUCUCCUUGUGCACUAAUGAUCUGUACCAAAUUCCAAACCUGAGACACUUUGACAACAUACGUCAGCUUGGGUUGUGUCGGAACAACCUUUGGGCGAUCCCAGCCCACGUUCUCUCACUGCCCAACUUGACAAACUUGUAUAUAACAGACAACCAAAUUGAGAAGCUAAUCUUCAAUACCGACGAUUUCCCUAUGCUGAACGAGUUGCAUCUUCAAGGGAAUCCAAUAUGUCGGGAUUAUGAUGCCGCAGAGGCUUGCUUGGAGAGUAGGAAAAAUCUGAAGCAAUCCCAGUGUGCUAUUCAGGGCCUGAAGGAAGUCAUGAUUAGGGGGUCCAAUCUGCCUAGGGCUGAAACAGAUGAAUGUGAGGCCACUGAAGGAAAUUCCAUGCACCCUGGCACCAUGUAUCCAGAAGGACCAUCAGGCCACUUUCCUUCUCAGUACCCAAAUCCUGCCAUCCAGUACCCCAGGCCACAGGGUUAUCCACAGACACCCUAUGGUGUACAAGGAUAUGGCCCUCCACCAUUGGGAACUCCACCCUCUCAGAGACAUCCUCAGCCAUGCGUACCAUCGUCUCAGGACCUCGACGAAGCAGGCAUUUUCAAGGUCCUCGAUGCUUCAUAUGUUGAAGACAUCGAUGGUGUCACCGAGCGAAAUCUACGGCCCAAGAUUGAGACAUCUGAUGCCUGGCAAGAAAUUGCUGAUGAAUUGGGCAUGACUCGAGAUGAGAAGGAUCUGUUGUUUACGGAUUCUAAGAAGGAGCAACACAAGACGUUGAUGUGGCUCCUGUUGAGGAAAUGGGAGGCAGCUGACAAGUCAUUGGGGUCUCUCUAUCGUCUGCUCAUUCUGAAGGGAUAUAAACAAGUCGCACGCAUUCUGAAAGAUGGGGUCGUGGAUAAUUUGCAAGCCAAGGGAGAAUUGAAGAAGCGACUGGGUGAGAAAGCGCUGGACGUUGUACCACAGAGUUCACCUCAUGUAUUUAUCCCUGCACAAGGCGCCAACCCGUAUGACUCCCAGGUUCCACAGGCAGGACAGUACGCAUACCAACCUGGUCCACAACCAACCGCUAUGUACGAAGCAUCUGGUUACCCUACGUACCAACAAAGGGUUCCUCAGUACCAGGAUCCUCGGCAAGGUUACCAAGGCCUUCCCCAGUCGACGUACCCUGCUUACCGAGCCAGUCCCCCUCCUUCAUACAGUAUGCUCGAUGACACUAGGUCUCGUCGGACAAGUCAACCAGACUCAAGUUUCGGGACUCUUCCGUCAGAUUACAAGCUUCCCGACAUGACAGCUCUAAACAUCUCAAAUCAGACUUCAUACCAGUCUUCCCAAGUGGGCCAGCCUGGCAACUACCCCCAAAGUAGGCAAAUGCCUUCACAGGAAUAUACCGUAGACUAUUUUGGUAAGAGGCCAUCAGCUGGAAGCAUAAGCAGUCUGCCGGCUACAGAGAAUCAGAAUUUGUCUGGUUCACCGAGACCCCAACAUAGACAUUCAGUUGAUAAUACGGCUUCCUCCUUAUCUGCUACGGAGGUAAAACAGGUUCCCUUUCGUGAGCAAGAAUCUCUGCAGCAAAUUCAAGCUCCGGCUGCUAUGCAAGCCCAAGGCAUGCAGGGUCAACCUCUAGUGUCGUACACUGGGCAAGCAGCUGGUCAGCCGAGACCUACGGCCAUGCAGCCAGCUGGCCCCUCUCAAAAUGCAUACCAGACUGAGAGGAGAGGGUCAGAAGAGUCUGACCGCGUACCUUGCCAGAGUGAUGACCCAAGCAUGAUCCCUCCACCAGUGAUGGACUAUCUAGGCGCACCCCAGCAAUCCUCCAUGCGGCGUUCAGUGGGUAGCUACCCGACAAUGACCGACACCCAGGAGCCUGGAAUGACAGAUGAGACAAUGUACAGGAAGGUAUUAGUCAGUGCGAGCUCUACUGAAACAGAGCCCGCAGGUUUCUCUGAUGAGGCUGUGUUAAGGAAGCAAUUGUCCCUUCAUAAGGAUAGUUAAAUCAUUAGUAUUAAUAGUGCAUAAUGGAUGAAUAGGUAAACAGGGUGGAGGUCAAUUGUGAUUAGGACUGUUCACUGUGAUCAACUGUGUGGGGUUUAUAAAUGGAAUGUCUUCAAGUAGGCAGUGCUGCUCAUAGCAGUUGUAGGCCAGAUUGAUACUGCCUCUGAUUAACAUAGACCAAAUGAGUCAUCUGUGAGUGUGAUCAGUACAGAAAAUUAAUCUCUCUAAAAAGGACAAUGUCAGUCAAAAGAGGUGUCCUAGAAGACAGGUUUUGCUUCAUUGUCGACUCACUUCAUACUUGAGUCAUUCGCAUAUGAUCGGAUUUGUAUAGGCUUUAAUGUAAUGAGGACAUCCCCUACUUAUCUAUGAUCUAGGUUACUGCUGUCUCAUGAAAGCAUUGUAUGUAUCUGGUACUUAUGGAUAUUUUGAGAAUUGAGAGCUUUGGCUAUAUAUAUCUCAUGUACUUGUAGCUUGACUCCAAAGUUCGAGAACUUAGGAUAAGAAUCUGGUCUUUCAGUUUAAAUAUUGUAAAUAAUUAGGUUAAUAUUUAUGAAUGGGUACUUGUGUAUAUGUUCUGUAGUAGGAUAUGAGUCAGUCAGUCUGGACUGGUUGUGAUAGUGUAUUGUUUGUGGUAUAAAGUGUUCCUGGUCAACUACUUAGAAAUCUGCAGUCACCUAAUAUUGGAAAGGUCAGAGUAUUUUACAAUUCUUUGGAUAGCGUUUAUGUGGAUAGGGGGUGUGGCAAUCAAGAGGAUAGAAGGAACCUUCAUUAUAUCUGGAACAAAGGUGCGGGUUCCAAGUGUGUGUACCAGACACAUGCCCCCCCCCCCCCCCCCAAUUCGUGAAAAUCUUUGAAAUUGACAAUGGAGUUUUGAACUGGAGCAGAAAUUUUUAUGAGAAAUGCAGUGCCUUUUUCUGGCUCCUGGCUCUGCCACUGAGAAGACAUGUGGAAUGUUUUAUCUAUAGUGUUACCAAAUGCCUUUCAAUCAAAUUUGAGAUUUGAAAUUGCAUUUGAGAUUAUGAUUCUAUAAAUAUGCAUUAGAUAUAACUUUCAACGAUGCUGUUGUGUUCACCAAUAUGGAUAUACAUGUACUCUAUUGGUCAAUUUUCAUCACAUCGAUGAGUCUGGUUACUGUUCAUCACAUCGAUGAGUCUGGUUACUGUUCAGUGGCAAUGUUUAUCUCUAAUAACUUGUGACUCAUUGGUAAAUAAUGUACACAAGUGAAAUAACAUAAGGUGUUUGAUUUCACCUGGUGACAUUCAAGCUUUCCUUGAUUGACUUGAGAAUGAUGACAAACGCUAACAUUUUAGACUGCUUGUGAUGUUUUGGAAUUCCCCAGUCAGAAAUUCCCCGAUUCUUCCACUUUGCCAGGUGCAUACUGGGUCAAGUUGAAAUGUCUAUU
Messenger RNA from Lineus longissimus, 4421 nucleotides. RefSeq lists its product as uncharacterized. Gene Ontology annotation, molecular function: protein binding. The record is from RefSeq and is a predicted model, not a curated record. Gene Ontology annotation, biological process: signal transduction. The coding region runs from base 173 to 3019 and encodes 948 amino acids. Lineage: Eukaryota; Metazoa; Nemertea; Pilidiophora; Heteronemertea; Lineidae. The transcript is spliced from 5 exons.